CCAGGUACACGCCCUUUGACUUGUCAGGGAAAAGUUUUAAGGAAAGAGAGAAAAAAAAAAAAACUAAAUCACGGAAGAGAUUCUGCUGUCCUACUAGUUUGGCAAGUUCUCUAGGCUCAAAGCGGCGUAGAAAAGGCGGAGAAGAGGGCAGAAACUCAAAUUUGCGCACAUUUAUACACAUCUCUUUUCCCGCAGACUGUAUACGAGAGAGGAGUCAUGGAGGCUGCCAUUCAGACCCUGGUGAAGGUCUUCCUGAAGUCGGCCAAAGGAAAGGAGAGUCUAGGAAAGAAAGAAUUCCAGGGCCUUGUCAAGAACCAGCUCUCCAACAUCCUCUCGGACACAGACAGCAAAGAGGCGGUCAACAACAUGGGCCAGGGACUGGAUGCCGACCAAGAUGGCAAAGUUGGCUUUGAGGAGUACAUGAAGCUGGUCGGGUACCUGGCGGUCUCACUCAGCGACCAGCGUAAUCUCGCCAAAGAGGAGCCUGCCCAAAAUUCUGCAUCCGGUCAAGUGGCGCAGUCAAGUGCCCCGGACAAAGAGGAGAAGAAGCCAGAGGCAAACGCAGGAGCAAAAGAGGAAGCAAAGCCAGAGGCAAAUGUGGAGGCAAAAGCGGAAGCAACUGCUGAAGUAAAGGCAGAAGCCAAUGCAGACCCAAAGGUAGAAUUAAAGGUAGGCGCAAAGGCAGAGGGGGCGACGGAGCCUAAGGCAGCAAAGGUGGAAGAGAACCCAGCAGCAGCGGCGAUGGCGGCGGCAGUAGAGGAAUCAGCAUCAGCAGUGGAAGUGGCUGUGAAAGAAGUGGUGGAGGAAACAGAAAAGGUGGAGGAAGAUGCGGAGAAGCUGGCUGCAGCUGUGGAGGAAGAAGUGGAGAAGAAGAUAGAGGAGGCGACCUCAUAGGGGACAAUCCAUUCCAUCACAAAAAAAAUUACACUACACGCUUACAAUCAACACUACACAAAACACAGCAUUAAUGCUAAAAGAAGUUGGUAAGCCACUAAAGAGUUUUUUUUAAUUCACACAACUUUGAAAUACAAAAUAUCAGUAAAAGUUCAAACACUACAAUCCCAGCUCUGAAGAAACCCCACUCCUUAUGAUAAAUAAUACAUCUACAUGACAGAAUUAUUGCUUUGUACUACUAGUUACCACUAUGUUCAUGUGUACAGCAUGUGCAUCCCACUAUAUAGCACAUUUACCUCAUUACGAUAAUAUACUAUGAUAGCAUGCAGACGUACACUAUCAUAUGCAUGCCAUAUCCCUGUGAAAACCUAACUGCAAAAUAUAAUUUACCUGCAAAGUGUCACUGUAUGUUAACACACCACUGCAGCCAAGAUGUUUAGUUUAAAUCCCCUGCUCUCCCCACUUUUAUCUUUAUCUGGGUCUCUUCUGCAACUCUACUUACUGUACAUUGGGCUUUGGUAAAACAUCAGCAGUGUACAUCUUGCUAUGCACUAAUGUUUUAAAAAAAUAGUUGGACAUUUUGGGAAACACACUUAUUAGCUUUCUCACCAAGAGUUAGAUGAGACAUCUAACACCACUCUUAUAGGUCUCCACUGAAUAUGAAGCUACAGCUAGUAGCUGGAUAGCUCGAAUUAACAUGAAGCUCACCUGUAUCUGUUCGAAGGCAAAAAACCUGUCUACUAGCACAUCUUUAGUUAUAUCUGGGCAGUUUUAAUCUUGUUCACACUUUGGUUUUAUAUAACGAGAUAAUUUAUGAGCUUCAGAGGUGCUGGACGUGGAUUUUGUUGCCUUUAGACAGAGCCAAACUAGCUGUUUUCCUAAUCAGCUGCUGGCUGUAGCUUAAUUUUUACCACACAGAUAAGAGAGUAGUAUUAAUCUUCUCUUCUAACUCUUGGCAAGAAAGCUACUAAUAUCCCAAAAUGUUGAACUAUUCCUUUAAUGGUUGCGUGAAAAUCUGUCAAAACCCUAUAUACAUUUUUUACAUUAAUUUUUUACAUCUUUUAACUCACCAUGCUAUGGAGCUGAUUUGGCAUGACAAUAAACAAAUUGUUUUGCUGGAGCUUUGCAUUAAUUCAGCUCAUCUCAGUUGUGUACUCAAUAUCACAUCACACCCUCUUCUUUCUCUCUUCCUAGUCUACUUCAUGUGCUCUCCUCUUUCUUUUUUUCCUAAAUUUACAGAGGUUCACUUCAUGUGGAUCCUACAGUAUGUUCUCACUCAAAGUCAGCCAUGGAUUAGGAGCUAGAAGAUCAGGUGUGUCCCUUGGCUAAAUAAUUAAGGUUCAAGAGUGGAAUCCACACCAAAGGACCCUUAUGGUCAAGAAGGGAGCCCAAAAUAGUCCCAUGGGAGUGGGCUGGUGACUAGAGGAGCAGGUCAGAGAAGGUGUUCAUGCAACCUAAUCUACCUGGAUUAAACCUGGUAGAGAAGAACAAGAUAACAAACACCAAAAAAAAAAAAAACAUAACAGGUGUCACUCGGUGGCAGUUAUCUCAAGUAUUUUUUGAUGCAGGUUUUUACUUUUUGAUCCAUGAAGGUGCUGGACGGUACAUUAUCACCUGGUGGUAUACUGGAUUGGAGUGACAGAAACUUGACCUUUGUUUAAGAGGCUUUCUUUAAAAUUGCUUAUUGUUUCUCAUUGUUUUCUGCUGGUCUUAGCACCACUUGUUCAGGCUUGCGUGUUUGUGUGUCGGUCACACCCUCAUACAGUUUAAAGACCCUGUUUGACCUGCAACUGGAUCCUUGAGUCCCAGGCAUUGGGAAACUACUGGAUUAGGCAUUUGAUGGGUAACACACCCUGGGACACAAACAAUUACAUGAAAGUAAUCCCGGGCUCCGGUGAUCCUGCCCAUCAGAUGAGGUGGUACUGUCAGAGAGAUCAGUGUCAGAGGUUGUGCUUAUUUUAGAAAAAAAAAAAGAAUACUGAGCCAUCAAUAUGAAUUUAUGUGGUGUGAUCUUUUACAAUAAGACGCAAUAAGGCGUUGCAUGCUAUCGGAAACUUAUUUGCUAGUAUUACCAUUUUAUUGCAGUUAUUGUGGCCAAAUAUUUAAGUAUGACACGGCCUCUUUAUAUUUAACUCUUUCUUGUUUGGGCCACUAUGGACACUUGAAAAUCUGCUUCUUUCACAUGUCACAUUAUAUGCAAUUUGUUAAUUACAAUUUAAUGAUUUGUAAAUUGUCUCAUCAUCAAUAAUGCAGCCAUGAGAAAAAGGCUCGUGUUGCAGGCCUGCUGUGUAACAGGACUGCCUGGCCGGCCGCAUGGUGCUUAAGGCACACACAUUUUGGGCACACUACCAAAUGUGCACCUUAUGCAAUGUAACAGCACCUGGCACUUCAAACUGCUCAGCAGCAAAAUGGGCAAGACAAAUAAACCUGAGUCAUGUGGUCACCCUGCCUCACUGCGACACUCCCAUUGCAAAUACUCUCUCAUUUACACUCACUCUGCUCAGCCUUUAUACUCAUUGUACGCUGUGUUUCCUGCAUGCUCUAUUACUAACACACUUAUUAUACAUUUUGGGCUAUUUAGAAUAUUAAUUUUUUCUUUUAUUAAAACCUAUAAUCUUUUUAUAUCAAAACAUUUUCUAAUCAUGGUACUUCCUGUGAAUAAUGAAAACAUAUCACUCUCUUGCACCAUCUACAGCCAGCUUUCUGUUCAACAUUAACAUAGGCCUAUAUACGUACCAUACUGGCAAGCUGCAUACCAUAUUUGCUAUAUUUGCAGGCCAGGCAUGUUUCGUGUAUCUUUGUGUUCUUUGUUUGCUCUAAACCAAUGUGCACAAGCAAAAGUAUGGAAAGAAGAAACUGGAUAAAGUGAAAAUCAUUUUACUGGCAUGUUUUAAAAUGACUUAUCUUGCACUACCAACAGAUUCCUGAACAGGCGUGGAUUAAACAUCAUCUGGAAAUUAUUUUAUCGCAGCUAAUGCUUUCUUUUAACCUAUUUGGAAUAGCAAAUGGAUGGAAUGAACUGUUUUCUUUCAGAGAGGUUGAACUGUCUGCCCUGGCAGUUUUGUUACUGUCCCGUAGUGUAAACCCCACCCAACCGUAACUCCAUGUAGAUUAAAAACAUGCUGGAACGAAACACAGCAGAUUUGCAGCAGGGAGUGUUUGCAUCCAGAUUUUCAUUGCCACACAAUAAGUCUCAUUCAUUCUUUGACACAGUAGAUGAAGAUAAAAGCCUGUGUUCUCCCAGUGAAAGUGUACAUACACGUUAUAUGGAUGUGCUUUAAAGGCUCAUAGGGUCAAAAUGUUUUGUGAUUUUGGGACCAUUCCCAGGAUAUUGUCCAGGCUGUCAUCAUCGUGUGUUGAUGUACUCUGUUUAUUUCUUGCCAAGUACUAGAGGGUGUGUGUGUGUUUAGCAGUUGGACUUAUUUCAGUCCACUGUCAUGUCCAGUAAACUCCACUAUGCUAGUGUUUUAACUUCAUAUGUAACGCUGUAUCAUUUUUGCUUAUUCUAUGUAACAUUUGUAAUGGCUAAUAUUGAAUAAAACUGUGACGAUAACAUA
Morone saxatilis (striped sea-bass) is the source of this 4451-nucleotide messenger RNA. RefSeq names its product S100 calcium binding protein U (gene s100u). The record is from RefSeq and is a predicted model, not a curated record. Gene Ontology annotation, cellular component: perinuclear region of cytoplasm. The coding region runs from base 217 to 894 and encodes 225 amino acids. Lineage: Eukaryota; Metazoa; Chordata; Actinopteri; Moronidae. The transcript is spliced from 3 exons. Gene Ontology annotation, molecular function: calcium ion binding.